CUGGAAGAUCUUGCUGUUUGGUGCAAUAAAUGUAGUAUGUACUGGUUUCCUGCUUAUGUGGUGUAGUUCUACAAACAGCAUAGCUAGCUAUAGCGAUUGAACAUGUCAAGUACUACAAGGCUGGCAAGCUGAGGAAACAGGAACCACUUUCUGGAAAGAUCUUUAUUAUCUGCCAACAGUGGACUUGGGCUGUCUAAGAGCCUCCUCAGUUAUGACUCUGCCAAAUAAUAUAACUUGCAUAAUCACCACAGAGACGACUUUGACACCUCCACCUCAUCCAAGUAACAAUUCAACUAGGAACCAGGCUUCUCCAAGAGCCAGUGAAUCUCCAAAGGGUGACUGUUUGCUGCUUUAACUGCAUAUACCUAUCUAACAAUCUUUGAUCUUUUCAGCUUAAUAACAUGUUUAAUAAGUUAUUGGGUAAUGAUGAAGAAGCCCAGUCCAUCGUAUUCAUUUGGAUUUGAGAGAUUUGAAGUCCUAGCAGUAUUUGCUUCCACGGUUCUUGCACAGCUUGGAGCACUUUUUAUACUUAAAGAAAGUGCUGAACGAUUUCUUGAACAACCAGAGAUUCAUACGGGUCGAUUGCUGGUUGGUACCUUCGUAGCACUCACUUUCAACUUGUUCACCAUGCUUUCAGUUAAGAAUAAGCCUUUUGCUUAUGUGUCUGAAGCUGCAAGUACAAGCUGGCUUCAGGAACAUGUUGCAGAUCUCAGUAGGAGCUUGUGCGGUAUCAUUCCUGGACUGAGCAGCAUCUUUCUUCCACGCAUGAAUCCAUUCAUCUUGAUUGAUCUUGCUGGGGCUUUAGCUCUUUGUAUUACAUACAUGUUAAUUGAAAUUAAUAAUUAUUUUGCAGUUGAUACUGCCUCUGCAGUAGCUAUUGCCUUGAUGACAUUUGGUACCAUGUAUCCCAUGAGUGUCUACAGUGGAAAGGUAUUGCUUCAGACUACACCACCUCAUGUGAUUGGACAGCUAGAUAAACUUAUCCGAGAGGUUUCUACUUUGGAUGGAGUUCUAGAAGUUCGAAAUGAACACUUCUGGACAUUGGGGUUUGGUUCCCUGGCUGGAUCAGUUCAUGUGAGAAUUCGAAGAGAUGCCAAUGAACAGAUGGUACUUGCACAUGUGACAAAUCGGUUAAAUGCGUUAGUAUCUAUUUUGACUGUUCAGGUUUUCAAAGAUGACUGGAUCAGGCCUGCAUUGGCCACUGGACCUAUUGGAAACAAUAUGCUGAACCUUUCAGAUCAUUACAUUAUUCCAAUGCCGCCUCUAAAGGCAGCAGAAAAUUCCAACCCUGCUACAUCCACUCCAACUAAACCAAGCACCCCACCUCCAGAAUUUGCUUUUAACACGCCAGGUAAAAAUAUGAACCCGAUCAUUCUCAUGAAUACUCAGACAAGGCCCUAUGGACUUAACUUCAACCAUGGAACUGUACCUUACAGCAGUGUCUUCACUCAGGGCUUUGGAUUGCCAGGAACGGGGGUAACCCAGGGAUUCAGGACUGGCUUCAUCAAUGUUCCCCAGAGAUAUGGAACUGGCACUCGAGGUCAAUCCAGACCCUAAUAAACUAUUUCUAUAU
Messenger RNA from Python bivittatus (Burmese python), 1573 nucleotides. Lineage: Eukaryota; Metazoa; Chordata; Lepidosauria; Squamata; Pythonidae. The record is from RefSeq and is a predicted model, not a curated record.